AUGUCGCUAAAUAACUCAAAGGGUAAGGACCCUACUAAGAGGGAAUCUGACAAACAAUUCUUUGCCGACUAUACAAUGCCUGGAGGGUUUCCUAUAUUCCUUGACGACUCGCUCGCUGCCCGUAUCAAGUUCGGUGCCGUUCUACCUCUGCAUCCAAAUUCCCCUGGAAGAGUUUCACAACCUCAACCCAGUGUUAUUCCUUCUCCCAAGAAGCCGGAUAGAGACGUUGAUAUGAGUACCAGUUCACCACCUAUUUCUCCAAUCCAGUCUCCCAUUCAAUAUCCUGUUCAGUCCUUUGAUGGGAAUGAACUCGACCGCGAUGUCGAGACGUCAGAUUGGUAUUCUUCGGAACUGUGGACCCGCCAAAAGGUUAAGGAACAGGAAAUUAAAGCUUCCAAGUUGAUUGGCGACUUUGACCGAAUCAAGGCUACUUUGGAGUACUAUUGCGCCAAUGACCUACAAUUGCAUUCUAAAUGGGUUCGGAUUCUCGCAGACCAUAUCCUAUUGCUCGCUGAAUCGAGGGGACAAUACUUGAAUAUUGCUGUUGCAUAUCAUGUCUCGCAAUUACAAGCGUCCAAGUACCGCCAACAACUCGAGGCAUCCAUUUUAGAGAGCGAAGCUAAGAGAGCCUACGAUGAAGAGAUGGAGAAGAAUAAGAAAGGGAGUAUGAGAGGUAAAAGCAAGAUUCCGAGAACGGACGACGCCUCCAUUUCUAAAGGAACCCAUCCUUUGAGCAAGAAAGAGUCUGGUCGGAACAGCAUCCCCGAUGAUAUGAUGCCGACAAAGGACAAGAAGGAGGACUUAAACUUCAGAUUGGUCGGCCCGGACGACUUUCUUAAAACCCUCAAGAUGUCCAAAGUAACAGAGGCGGACUAUUUUGAAUCCUUCCGUCAACUUCGAGACGAUAUCUUCCAUAUGGCACCAUCCGAUGGCCAGAAGACCCACAGGUGCACAGCAAUUCAACGGCCUCUCGUGGAACCCAUUGAAAAUAUAGAAACCAAAGAAGCACUUCAGGAUUACGAUCGAAUGGAUACCGAUAUCCCCAAAGUUCCUGGCUACUUGGACAGCGAUGAAGAAUGCACAAUACAAUGA
Molecule: messenger RNA, 1092 nt
Organism: Orbilia oligospora ATCC 24927
Lineage: Eukaryota; Fungi; Ascomycota; Orbiliomycetes; Orbiliales; Orbiliaceae
Exons: 4
Coding region: 1-1092 (363 amino acids)
Source: RefSeq, a predicted model, not a curated record